GCAGUGCAGCGGCGCACGUGUUCCACCCGGAAGCGCCUGCGGAGGCUGGAGAUUCCUGAGGAUGGCCGCCGCAAUGGAGGCACAGAGCGCUGUGGCCGAGGACGGUUUCACCCAGGUCACCCGCAAGGGUGGCCGGAGGGCGAAGAAAAGGCAGGCGAAGGAGCUGUCCGCGGCGGGGGAGGGCGGGGACGCGAGCCGCAUGGACACCGAGGAGGCCCGGCCGGCGAAGAGGCCCGUGUUCCCGCCCCUCUCCGGGGACGGGUUCCUGGAUGGGAAAGAAGAAACAAGGAGAAUUCCAGUCCCAGCUAACAGAUACACACCAUUGAAAGAGAACUGGAUGAAGAUAUUUACUCCUAUCGUAGAACAUUUGGGACUUCAGAUUCGCUUUAACUUGAAAUCGAGGAAUGUAGAAAUCAGGACUUGUAAAGAAACCAAGGAUGUUAGCGCCCUGACAAAAGCCGCCGAUUUUGUGAAAGCCUUUAUUCUCGGGUUUCAGGUAGAGGAUGCACUUGCUCUCAUUAGGCUGGAUGACCUCUUCUUAGAGUCCUUUGAAAUUACAGAUGUGAAGCCUCUAAAGGGAGACCACCUGUCAAGGGCAAUAGGGAGAAUCGCUGGCAAAGGAGGAAAAACCAAAUUCACCAUAGAGAACGUGACACGGACACGGAUAGUUCUAGCUGAUGUGAAAGUUCAUAUCCUUGGCUCUUUCCAAAACAUCAAGAUGGCAAGAACUGCCAUUUGCAACCUCAUCCUGGGAAAUCCUCCAUCAAAGGUUUAUGGCAAUAUUCGAGCUGUGGCUAGCAGAGCAGCAGAUCGAUUCUGAUUUCAAAUCAGAAACUUUUUCUUGUCUUUGGACUGUAGAGAAAAAGAGCUUAUAAAUGGUCCCAAGAAACCAUGUGAAGAAUUUUUGGUCGCUUUAAACCUCAGUCUCUGUUUGUCAGUUCUUAGCCAGAAGCAUAAACCCGAAAGGAAAAAUUUGAUAGUAUUCAUUCAACAGCUUUGAGGAUAAUUUAAGUAUCAAAAUUUCAUACCAUUAUUAUACUUAAACAUUAAUUACAAUUUCUCUUAUUUUAAGUUACAUGCAUAAUUUCUAGUUCUCUUAUUUGGAGGAAAUAUUAUUUUUCUAUUUGAAUUUGUUUUUAAAUUAUAGAUUUAUAAACAUUUCUUCCGAGUUGUAAUUAAAGAACUAUUCCCAGAAAACCUCUCUGAAUCAUGUCCCUCAAUACUGGUGAUGUGACUAUUUUAGAAUCAGGUUAUAAGCAGCAGUUUGGCUACAGUGUGUGAACCAAAAGGCUAAUCUACCUGUUCUGCCACUUGUAAAAUUAAAAAUUUUUAUCACAAUACAAGGUUGACAUGUUAUUUUCCACAUAAGUAUAUAAGUUGGGUUUAUUUCUUCUAAGUAGUAAUGUUUUUACUCCUAAGAAAAUAUGUUCUACAAGUGUAAUAGUUGUUUUAACUAGUGUCUGCCUAAAUAACUAAAGUUCAUGUAAGAAAAAGUA
This is a messenger RNA of Myotis daubentonii (Daubenton's bat), 1496 nucleotides long. RefSeq names its product partner of NOB1 homolog (gene PNO1). Gene Ontology annotation, molecular function: RNA binding. Gene Ontology annotation, cellular component: nucleus. The record is from RefSeq and is a predicted model, not a curated record. Lineage: Eukaryota; Metazoa; Chordata; Mammalia; Chiroptera; Vespertilionidae.